Cataglyphis hispanica is the source of this 927-nucleotide messenger RNA. RefSeq lists its product as uncharacterized. Gene Ontology annotation, cellular component: transcription regulator complex; nucleus. Lineage: Eukaryota; Metazoa; Arthropoda; Insecta; Hymenoptera; Formicidae. Gene Ontology annotation, biological process: regulation of transcription by RNA polymerase II. Gene Ontology annotation, molecular function: DNA binding. The record is from RefSeq and is a predicted model, not a curated record. The transcript is spliced from 2 exons. The coding region runs from base 1 to 927 and encodes 308 amino acids.
AUGAGGGACGAGGUGAAGAUGGACGCGAAUCGGCUGAUCGCCGAGGUCUACAAGCGGCCGGCUCUCUGGAACCAGAGGCAUAUCUCCUAUCACAAUCGCGAAGUGACUAAUCGCGUCUGGAUGGAGAUCGCGGCGAUAUUCAACCUCCCCAGUAUGUGUUCCUCGCGUACGAGGGGCGAGCUCGCCGCGACGCAUCUUCCCUUCGCCCAUGCGUCGACUGCUCAGCCGAUGCUGAAGGCGAAAUGGAAGGGUUUACGCGACACGUUCCGUGCUGAGCUGAAGAAGGACCAGGUAUAUCGCAAGAGCAAGUUCCAUCGGAACCGGCCAGUAUGGAUCCAUUUCAAGAGUCUGCAGUUCCUGAAGGAGCAAAUGCUACCGCGGCCGCCGAUCUGGGAACGAAGCGUCGCUAAGACCGAAGACGAACUUCAGCCGUGCGAGAGCGAGGCCGAGAAUGGCAUUCCGUCAUCCGGCAUCGACGGCGGUCUCGAUGAUCGAGACGCGAUCGCCGAUCAUCUGCUGUCGAUGGCCGGCGACGGUAAUGUCGGUCAUCAUCAGCUGAAACUGGACGGCGAUCAUCAUGGGCGGCGUGGCACGGUGGACGUGAAGCGGGAACCCGAGGAGAGCUUCGACAACUUGGAGUUUCAGAACGUCGCCGACAAUCUCGCGGAAAAUGAGAUGAUGUUGCAGAACAUCUCGCCCGAACAAGUCCUCAUGAGCGACAGCGACGGCGGCGUCGGCCUCGUCGGUGUCGAUCCCCUCGAGGGCAAUCGCUUCGAUGACAACUACUACUUCCUGAUGAGUCUGCUGCCGCACAUCAGGACCCUGCCGGCCGAUCGCAGAAUGCUGCUCAGGAUACAGAUGCAGGAACUCGUUUACAAGGAAGUUUAUAAGAAGACCAUCGAAGGCGAGCAGACGGCAAAGACUUAA